Larimichthys crocea (large yellow croaker) is the source of this 619-nucleotide messenger RNA. It is a transcript of the gene ccl20a.3, whose product is annotated as chemokine (C-C motif) ligand 20a, duplicate 3. The transcript has 4 exons. Bases 86 to 394 code for a protein of 102 amino acids. The record is from RefSeq and is a predicted model, not a curated record. Gene Ontology annotation, cellular component: extracellular region. Gene Ontology annotation, molecular function: chemokine activity. Gene Ontology annotation, biological process: immune response. NCBI's taxonomy places the organism in Eukaryota, Metazoa, Chordata, Actinopteri, Sciaenidae.
AGCAUUUCACCACAAACACCACCUGAGGACAGACGAGAGCUCAGCUCAGCUCAGAGUCACUGCUGCCAACACAAAGAACACAGACAUGGUGUCAGUCAAAGCUACAGUGAUGGUGGUGAUGCUCCUCACCAUUUGUCUGCUGGCCACGAAUACAUCUGCAGGGAAAUUUGGCUGUUGUCGAAGUUACGUAAAAACAAAAUUGAACUUCAAUAACAUCAAGGGGUACUCUGUCCAGACUGACACCGGACUAUGUCAUAUUAAUGCCAUCAUUUUCCACACAAAGAGUUAUAGCUUCUGCACUAACCCUGCUUUGGACUGGGUCAUGAACUAUGUCAACCGUAUAAGGAGUAAGGCACAAAUGGUUCACAUCAAGACCUCACAUACACAGAAAUGAAGUUUUUUUUUUUUUUUGGCCUUUUUAAGCUUUUAUUGUAUAGAGACAGCUGAAGAGUGGGGAAGAGUUCGUACAUGGGGGCGGACACUCUACCAACUAGGGUGGCAGUAGCUCAGUCCAUAGAGACUUGGCUUAGGAACCAGAGGGUGGCCGGUUCAAGUCCAGUAUGAACUGAAAAUAUGGAAGGUAGCUGCCAGUUCACCUCCUGGGCACUGCCGAGGUGCC